AUGCCGCCGACUGAUGAAGACAUUGCUUGGUUUCGCUCUACGUUUCAUCCCAUCCCUAAGCCCGCGCUCCCCGACGACUGCAUCGAAUACUCCCUCUACAUAAUAUCCCCCUCACUCGAUACGACCAACGAGUUCGAACCCCGACUGCGCCUCCGCGAGGUACAGAAGUAUGCAACCGAUCUCCACCGGCAGUAUUUGAAGGAUUAUAUCUGGCAGCGUCAGGGCUUCUCUCUGGAGAUAAGCAAAGAGGAUGGCCUAAGUUUUCUGCGCGGUACAACCGAGUAUGGCGAUUCAGUGGAAGAUGAAUGGGUGAUUGUCUGGCUCCUCCGAGAGCUGACGAGAAAAUUCCCGGAUCUCUGGGUCAAAGUCACGGAUAGUGAUGGCGAAUUCCUUCUCAUUGAGGCUUCGGGCACUUUGCCUUCCUGGUUGGAGCCUGAUGUGGCCGAGAACCGUGUAUGGAUCAACAAUGGACAAUUGAAGAUUAUCAAACCGGCCAGUGGUGCAAGGACCUCAAAACGAACAGAGGAGAAGCUGUCUCUUCCGGAGGCGAGAGAUAUACUGUCGCAAGACCCGAGAAGGUUGAUGCAUUCGACAGGAAUGGAGGAAGAAGCCUUCUUCCGACUCAGGAAUUACCCUGCACAGAUUGCAGAGAAUAUGCACCACGCAAUCAUCACUCUCCCGCGGAAGGUGGCGUAUCUACUCCACCAGAAACCAGCCUACAUCGCGCCGACUGCCGAAGCAUUCUAUCUCCGAGACCCCAUUGCCUUGAAGCCACUACAAAGCAAGGAGCACAAAAACAACAUGAUUCUCAAGCCGGAGGAUUUUGUGAAUGUCAGUGUCAAGUUCCCUCGGGUAGCAUAUGCACAAUUAAAGUCACAGGAUUUCCCACCGCCUGCUGUCUUCACCGGGGCCAUGCCGUCCCGGACAGAUGCGAAGGCAUACGUUCGAGUGGAGACCGGGAUGAAAGUGACUUGCGGCAUGGAGAUGUUGUUGACGGAUUCGCAAUAUCAGGAUCGACCUCAAGUCAGAGAAAUGAAGAUGCUGCUGGAUGACCUAGCAUCGGGCGACGAAGCACUGCCCUCUGAUGCUGACGUUGACAAUUGGGAGCAGCGAGAUGACGACGAGAAGUGGCUUGAUAUUAGCUUCGACGACUUGGAGAAAGAGCUCGCUGGCCGGAAGGGACAGGCCGAGAAGAGCAAGAAGCCCGGUUUCGGAGACAAAGCCGCUCAAGAGAAUCUACAGAGGAUUGUGAAACAGUUUGAGGAGUUCCUGAAUGAUGAGCAGGCCGGGCCCGAAGGGGCUGGCUUCUUUGACGAGGACAGUGAUGAGGACGUGGCCGACGACGAUGAUGAUGACGACGACGACAUUGAUGAAGAUAAAGACGCCAGUUUCGGGGAAGAUGAAUUCACCAAAAUGAUGCAGGAAAUGAUGGGGAUACCACCCGAGGUGAUGAAGGAGAUGAUGACGGGCAAACUUGGGCCCAGUGCACAGGAUCCCGCCAAUCGGUCCGGACUGCGUCCGCCACCUGAUGAUAUGGGGCACGUUGAAGAAUUGGGAACGUCAGGCUCCGAGGCAGAUGAAGAAGAGAUGCAGAACUUCAUGAAGCAGAUGGAAGCGGAACUUCGAGGGACAGGUGUCUUGAAUCUCAAUUCCUCGUCCAAACAGGCCGCUGGCAAGGAUCCGGCAAUCAAGGGUUCAGUGCACACUGACGAUGAUGAGGUUGAGGAGUUGUCCUCUGACGACGACGACAUCGACAAUGAGAUCGACGUCAAUCUCGCCAAGAAUCUACUGGAGAGUCUCAGGUCGCAAGCCGGGGUACCUGGCCCUGGAGGGAAUCUCAUGGGCAUGAUGGGCCUCGGGCUGCCGAGGCACGAGCCAGAUGAGGACGACAGUGAUGGAGGACAGCCUGGGCCGAGUGGAACCGCCAGAAGUGGUGGGAGCAGACCGGAAGGCUCCAAAGGACGAUAA
Messenger RNA from Capronia epimyces CBS 606.96, 1968 nucleotides. RefSeq lists its product as uncharacterized. Lineage: Eukaryota; Fungi; Ascomycota; Eurotiomycetes; Chaetothyriales; Herpotrichiellaceae. Gene Ontology annotation, cellular component: nucleus. Bases 1 to 1968 code for a protein of 655 amino acids. The transcript is spliced from 2 exons. The record is from RefSeq and is a predicted model, not a curated record.